AUAUGAAUUGGGGGAAAGAGUUGGGCGCAAAGAGUGUUAGUUACGUUACUAAUACUUACUUGUCUUGUAAUGUACAGAUACAGAUAGAUUUUAAUUUAAUUUAGGGGAAAAGAGAGAGAGAGAGAGAGAGAGAGCGAUUGGGUUUUCAAUUUGAACUUGUGUUUUUGUCAGCUCUUUUCUUUUCUUUCUGGGUGUUUUUGGGAUGGCCUCUUGUCUAGGAGUUGUAGGGCCCCGGCAUCCCCACCUUGUUGAGGCUAAUGUUAAAAACCCAAAAACAACAAGUACCAGUAUCAACCUCAGCUUCUCCAACAACCGUCAUCGCACUUUUCAACUGCUCCUUAAUUCCAGAAAUCGUUGCAGAGGGCCAACCAGAAUCUAUUACAAUUCUGAUGAUAAACAAUUACCACCACCACCACAACAACAACCAACUGGAAUUCAACUUUACUCCGAUAUUGAGAGAUUACUUACGGAGACCGUAAGGCAAUCACAAGCUGGUUGGAGCGGUUUUGGAGAUUGGAGUGAAGUGGAGGGAGCAUGGGUUCUGAAACCAAGAAACUCAACACCCAAGUCAGUUGUACAUUUUGUUGGUGGUAUAUUUGUUGGAGCUGCUCCUCAGCUUACCUACCGUAUGUUCCUUGAGCGGCUUUCAGAAAAGGGUAUAUUGGUGAUUGCAACUCCAUAUGCCAGUGGAUUUGAUCACUUCUAUAUUGCAGAUGAGGUCCAGUUCAAAUUUGAUAGGUGUUGUCGGUUUCUGCAAGAAACAAUACAAGAUCUUCCUACUUUUGGCAUUGGACAUUCUUUGGGAUCUGUCAUCCACCUUUUGAUUGGAUCAAGAUAUGCUGUUCAAAGAAGUGGAAAUGUGUUAAUGGCAUUCAACAACAAGGAGGCAAGCUUAGCUGUCCCUUUGUUCUCACCUGUUCUGGUACCAAUGGCCCAAAGCAUGGGACCGCUACUAUCACAAAUUGCAUCAUCACCAACAAUCCGCCUUGGGGCAGAGAUGACUUUAAAGCAAUUAGAAAACCUUAGCCCACCCAUUAUGAAGCAAGUUCUUCCUCUAGUUGAGCAACUCCCUCCUUUGUACAUGGACUUAGUUAAGGGAAGAGAAGAUUUCGUUCCAAAACCUGAAGAAACUCGAAAGCUUAUAAAGUCAUACUAUGGGAUUUCCAGGAAUCUUCUCGUAAAGUUCAAGGAUGAUUCAAUUGAUGAAACCUCGACACUAGCACAGGUGCUUAGUUCAGAGUCUGCCAUUAGUUCAAUGCUGGACAUGUCCAUACGCUUGUUGCCUGGUGAUCAUGGGCUUCCUUUGCAACAGGCUCUCCCAGAUGUUCCGCCAGCAAUGGCAAAUGCAGUCAACCGUGGAAGCGAACUUCUGGCAAAUUUGACUGUUGGGACUCCAUGGGAGACAGUAGCCAAAGAAGUAGGCAACACAUUAGGUGUAGACUCGACGAUACUUCGUGCAAACAUAUCAAAGGACGUCGACUUGCUUGUUGAUGUGAUCACAGCUUGGAUGGCUUCCAAUUCAGGUCCAAAACUUUUGAGGCCAUGAUGACUGAACAAAACCAAGCAAAACGCAAAGAGACAAAUAUUUUUAUACACGUCAAGUUCAGGGAAACUGAGACAAUGUUAGAGAAACGAUGUGGAUGUAUAGCAACCAUCUUGCUCAUUUUUCCCUGUUAAUGAUUCGGUGGCACAAGGAGUGCCCAACUGUCUUAUGAUAAAUGUAAAUAUGAAUUCCACAAAUCUGAAGUCACUGUACAAGGAUGCUAAGUUGUGACAAAAAUAAUAGUGUGAGUAAGGGACUAGAAUGAUUACUGUCA
Quercus robur (English oak) is the source of this 1817-nucleotide messenger RNA. RefSeq lists its product as uncharacterized. The transcript has 10 exons. The coding region runs from base 203 to 1546 and encodes 447 amino acids. NCBI's taxonomy places the organism in Eukaryota, Viridiplantae, Streptophyta, Magnoliopsida, Fagales, Fagaceae. The record is from RefSeq and is a predicted model, not a curated record.